This is a messenger RNA of Topomyia yanbarensis, 1425 nucleotides long. Its product is annotated as alpha-tocopherol transfer protein-like. Gene Ontology annotation, molecular function: phosphatidylinositol bisphosphate binding. Gene Ontology annotation, cellular component: membrane. NCBI's taxonomy places the organism in Eukaryota, Metazoa, Arthropoda, Insecta, Diptera, Culicidae. The coding region runs from base 148 to 1062 and encodes 304 amino acids. The transcript is spliced from 3 exons. The record is from RefSeq and is a predicted model, not a curated record.
GAAACAGAGUAGCCAUCAUACAAAGAAUCUACCGUUUGUUGCACCUAUAAGUUCACCGUGUGUGACCUAUUAGUAUAUCACUUGUUGAAAAUCCACCGAUUCGUGAGUCCGUGUUACGCGGUUACCAUUCUGUGAAUAUUCCCAAUAAUGAGCAUCAAGUUCAACGAAAACAAUCAUCCUUACGUGGAGCUGGGUGGUGGGUUUGGUAUAUGCAUCAACCGAGCCGCCUACGAAGAAGACAAACAGCUGAGAGUGAAUGAUGAUCUUCCGGAAGAAACUGCGAAGGCUGUUGCUGAGUUUCGUCGACUAGCUGAAUCGAAACGGAACUUGAACUUAGUGGUCGAUCAGAGCAAUUGGACAGUAAUGUUGUACCUUAAGUGCUACGAAAAUGACGCAAAAAGAUCGUUCGCCUUAAUCGACUACGGCUACCGAUUGCUGUACAAAGAGCGAGGCUAUGCGUUGCCUUAUGCGCAGAUUAGGCACGUCUUUGAAGAAGGGCUUAUCCGCUACCUACCCGAGUGUGACGAUGAUGGAGCAGUGAUCUUUAUAGUGGAGAUGGGGCGUCGCUGGGAUCCAUCCAAGAUCUCGUUGAAUGAGUUCAUUGCCGCUAUACGCCUCAGCGGACUGGCUACGAUGCUGAAUCCGGAUGCUCAGAAGAACGGAUGCCGAGUGAUCUUUGAUGUGGAUGGAUUAUCAAUGAGCCAGAUAUCUCACUUUACACCGAAAAGUUCCAAUUUUUUGUUUGAUCUGAUCGAGAAUUGCACUCCUAUCGUAACGAAGGGAAUGCACACCGUCAACAACGGUAUGCUGUACAAUGUACUGUGGGCAAUUCUGAAACAGUUCAUGAGCAAGGAACUGCGACAGAAGACUUAUAUGCAUGGAAAGGACUGGAACUCGCUGACAAAGCAUAUUAAUCCUCGAUGUUUGCCUCCGAGAUACGGAGGUGUUCUCGAGGCACCGGAUUGUGAUGGGAAGAUUAUGGCGGAAUUCCUCCAGCAUUACGAAGGGUAUUUUGUUGAAUACAACUCGUUUGGAUAUACGGAUUGUCCUGAUUCUAAGUAGCGACGCGAUGCUUGGCUGGAUUGAGAAAAUGAGUUUAGAGAAUUUAGAGUUUACCUUUGUACGAUAGCAGUUGUGAUUAGAGAGGCUAAUUCAACAUAAUUUAUUCCAUAAAACAUUUGAUCUGCCAGAUGUGUCGAAAAUAGUAACGGGUGUAAAUUAGCUUAGUCAGAUGAAAUGUCCUGCAAACCGAUCAGUGUUUCGAACACUAAGGGGAGUACAAACAUGCAGCAAUAUGGAAACAAAAUAGUUCCAAAGAAUUUUCAAUACCGAAAUCAUUUCCUAUUUGUAUAUUGAAUUGGAAUAACUCAAAUCAUUUUUAAUACAGUUCAAUAGUUGUUUUCUCUCGAAUAAAAAUAGUUUUUU